ACCUGAAGGCAGCAUGACACAACAGGGAACAACAUGGCGUGUUGUAGAAACUGUUUUUGUUGUCAGUGCUGCUGCAGAGAAGGAGAGACGAGGACCCCAGAGGAGCUGGCCGUUUUAGGUGAAAUCCAAGAUGAAGAAGAUGAAAUUUUACCCCGGAAAGAUUACGAGAGCUUGGAUUAUGACCGCUGCAUCAAUGAGCCCUAUGUGGAGGUUCUGGAGGGAAUGGACAACAAGAAAUCCAGCAAGUAUGAGGUGGUGCGGUGGAUGAUGGUGUUUGUGAUCGGGGUCACUGUGGGUCUGGUUGGACUAUUUGUGGAUUUCUUUGUGCAUCUCUUCACCAGAAUCAAAUUCUCAGUUGUUGGUAGUUCCAUAGAGAAGUGCACUGACAAAGGCUGUCUGUCUUUAUCUCUGCUUGAACUUCUCUCAUUCAACGUGAUCUUCGUCUUCAUCGCCAGCUUGCUCGUCCUUAUCGAGCCGGUGGCUGCCGGUUCAGGAAUUCCAGAAAUCAAGAGUUACUUGAACGGAAUAAAAAUUCCUGGAAUUGUGCGGCUCCGGACAUUUCUCUGCAAAGCCGCAGGAGUCCUGUUUUCUGUGUCCGGAGGUCUGUUUGUGGGGAAAGAAGGGCCGAUGAUACACAGUGGAGCCAUUGUUGGAGCUGGACUUCCUCAGUUUCAGAGCAUCAGUUUUAAGAGGAUCAAAUUUGAUUUUCCAUACUUCCGCAGUGACAGGGACAAGCGAGACUUUGUUUCGGCUGGAGCUGCUGCUGGAGUCGCUGCUGCAUUCGGAGCUCCAAUAGGGGGCACUCUUUUCAGCCUGGAGGAGGGUUCAUCUUUUUGGAACCAAGCGCUCACCUGGAAAGUGCUCUUCUGCUCCAUGUCGGCCACUUUCACGCUGAACUUCUUUCGCUCUGGGAUCAACUUUAACAAGUGGGGCUCCUUCCAGCUGCCAGGUCUGCUCAACUUUGGGGAGUUCAAGUGUCCAGAUGGAGAUAAGAACUGCCACUUGUGGACGGCAGUGGACUUGGCCUUCUUCGUCCUCAUGGGCGUGGUGGGGGGCCUGCUGGGGGCUCUUUUUAACUGCAUCAACAAGUGUCUGGCCAAGUAUCGCAUCAGACACAUUCAUCCCAAAGCCAAGUUUGUCAGAGUUCUGGAGAGUCUCCUGGUUUCUAUGGUGACAACAGUGGUGAUAUUUGGAGCUUCCAUUCUGCUGGGCGAGUGUCGCGACCUGUACUCUCCGGCAGCACACAACAGCUCGCUGGCCAGCAGUGAAGACAUCAACUCCACCAUCCGCCAGUUCUUCUGCUCCAACAGGACCUACAACGACAUGGCCACAUUGUUCUUCAACCCACAGGAGGCAGCCAUCCACCAGCUCUUCCACCAGGACAGUACCUUCAGCCCUGUGACUCUGUCGGUCUUCUUCCUGCUCUACUUCCUGUUGGCCUGUUGGACUUACGGCGUGUCCGUACCGAGCGGUCUCUUUGUACCGUCACUCCUGUGCGGCGCCGCGUUUGGACGUCUGGUCGCAAACAUUUUAAAAGUGAACAUGGGGCUGGACAUUUACUCCGGGACUUUUGCUCUCAUCGGAGCUGCUGCCUUCCUGGGAGGCGUGGUCAGAAUGACCAUCAGCCUCACCGUCAUCCUCAUCGAAUCCACCAAUGAAAUCACGUACGGGCUGCCCAUCAUGAUCACUCUGAUGGUUGCCAAGUGGACUGGAGAUUUCUUCAACAAGGGCAUCUAUGACAUUCACAUUCAGCUGAAAGGAGUUCCUCUGCUGGAAUGGGAGACUGAGGUUGAGAUGGACAAGUUGACAGCCAGCGAUAUCAUGGAGCCCAACCUCACCUACGUGUACCCUCACACCAGAGUCCAGUCUCUGGUCAGCAUCCUGCGGACCACCGUCUAUCACGCCUUCCCCGUGGUCACUGAAAACCGACAGAACGAGCGGGACUUCAUGAAGGGAAACAUCCUGAUCAGCAACAACAUCCGGUUCAAGAAGUCCAGCGUGAUGACUCGUGCGGGAGAACAGCGGCGCCGAUGCCAGUCUAUGAAGUCGUACCCGUCCAGUGAGCUGAGGAACGUCUGUGACGAGCAGAGCGCCGUGGAGGAGCCCACAGAGGAGGGGGAGGACAUGCUGCAGCAGAUGUUGGAGAGGAGGCACGUUCCCUACCCCAACCUGUACCCCGAUCAGUCCCCCAGUGACGAGUGGACCAUGGAGGAGCGCUUCAGACCGCUCACCUUCCACGGCCUCAUCCUGCGCUCGCAGCUGGUCAACCUGCUGAUCCGAGGGGUCUGCUACUCUGAGAACCAGUCGAGCGCCUCCCAGCCCAGGCUGUCCUACGCAGAGAUGACUGAGGACUACCCCCGCUACCCAGACAUCCAUGACCUGGACCUGUCACUGCUCAAUCCUCGCAUGAUAGUGGAUGUCACCCCGUACAUGAACACAAGCCCGUACACGGUUUCACCCAACACUCGGAUCUCCCAGGUGUUCAACCUGUUCAGGACCAUGGGCCUGCGACACUUACCGGUGGUCAACGCCGUUGGAGAGAUUGUUGGAAUAAUCACGCGUCACAACCUCACCCACGAAUUCCUCGUGACCAAACUGCGACAGCACUACAUCACCAUCUGACCCAGCUCGGGUUCUGAACUUUUCCACUCAAGCGUGGACCAACCAAACAGUGAUGCUACAGGCAGCGCCGUUCUCCUUCAGCCUCGGACGCCCCGUCCUGGACGUUGGAAUGGCUGCUUUCAACUGCUCUGCUUUCACUAACAGUGUUUCCAUUCCAGCCGUGAUGCUGCUUUGAUUUCCUGAUUCAUUUAAUUUCUCCAAAAAUGUUGCAGAGGCAGGGUGAAGUUGAGGAGGAAACGGGAACAACUUUCAAUCUCAAUUUUAGGGAUUUGUUUUGGGUUUUUAGGAGUCAGAGUUUAAAAUAUUGUCCAUUCAUUUCAAUGAUCCAGAGAACCGUCAGCAACAGAGCAGGACAAUUGUAGAAUUACCCGGUAGUUAGAAUUUAAGAGUUGAAGUAACACCCUCCUCACCUGCCUCACGGAGGAUGCUGCUCAGUUUGCAUCCUUCCUGAACUCCACCAGUUCCACGUUGGAUCGUCUUUGUUGUCGCUGAAGCACUUUUUAUUGUUUGAUUUACUUUUACUGUGAGCAGACUGAUCGCCUGCCUCAGGUUCUGCAGCUCACCUGGACCUCGAAGUGCUUCUGGGGUCCAUGUGAGGUCAUUCCAGGUAACCACUGCAACAGUCUGUAAGUGAACGGGCAUUUUUGCACUAAUUUAAAUGUAAAUAAUCUGUUUCAUAUGGAUGCACAAUAAUAUUAUUAUCACACUAUUAUCAUUGGCAGAUAGUUAGCAUUAAAAAAUAUGAUCAGCGUCAUAAUUGGUGGAUUGCAGUUCAUGAUUGACUCUAAAACAGGAGAAACUUGGUGUUGAUUCUUUAAAACAGAAAAGCAAAAGUUUAUCACGGAGAAGUUUUUCAUGCUCUGACAAACAAAUUUUGAAGGACACAAUCCAUAUAAAGUUUCUGAUCUUUUUUUUUUUUGGUGUUUCCUUGUUUCAAAAUAGGCUAGAACCACUAUAAGUCCCUCAUUUACAGUUGUAUUAUUGGUGCAGAGAAUCAAAUGUUUUAUUUUAUUUUUAGUUUGUUUUAAGAGAAUAUUUUUGUAUCCAAAUUUGAUUUUAAUAUAUGUUUCCUUUAUUAUUCAUCUGUAUUGUUUAAUUGUUUGUGGAUUUUGAAGCGGCAUAAUCUUUGAUUUUAACAUGUUUUCUAAGUUGCUUAUUCUAAUUAUAUGUGAAACACAGAGCAGAAUACAUUAAGGUGACUGCAGUCAUAAUGUGCAGUGGGCUCUGUUCUUACAGACAGUUUGCUGAGCAGUGUUCCUGAAGAAUUUAGGAAAAGUCAAGAAGAACUUCACGAUGACACAAACAGGACCAUGAGGAGUGAGAUGAGCAGACGUUUGUUUGUGCCUUCUAUUCAUUUAAAUAAAGUUCCUUUUGGUUUGUAAAGGAUACAAACAAAAAAUGUGGUUUUGCUUGUUUUAUUCCAGCUGGGAGGAAGUUAGUUUGGGGGGUCAAU
Molecule: messenger RNA, 4075 nt
Organism: Oryzias melastigma (Indian medaka)
Lineage: Eukaryota; Metazoa; Chordata; Actinopteri; Beloniformes; Adrianichthyidae
Product: chloride transport protein 6
Exons: 23
Coding region: 34-2622 (862 amino acids)
Biological process (GO): chloride transport; transmembrane transport
Cellular component (GO): lysosomal membrane; intracellular membrane-bounded organelle
Molecular function (GO): voltage-gated chloride channel activity
Source: RefSeq, a predicted model, not a curated record